This is a messenger RNA of Pistacia vera, 1306 nucleotides long. RefSeq names its product gibberellin 2-beta-dioxygenase 2-like. Bases 70 to 1062 code for a protein of 330 amino acids. The record is from RefSeq and is a predicted model, not a curated record. The transcript is spliced from 3 exons. Gene Ontology annotation, biological process: response to light stimulus; gibberellin catabolic process. NCBI's taxonomy places the organism in Eukaryota, Viridiplantae, Streptophyta, Magnoliopsida, Sapindales, Anacardiaceae.
CACACUGGUUUAUAUUUUUUACUUGAAGCUCUCUCUCUUACUCUUACAACUCUCUUAUAUUUUUCAAACAUGGUGGUGGCUUCUGCAACUCCUAAACGAAGUGAAAAACUACAAGGUAUUGAGCUACCUAUCAUAGACCUUUCAGGAGAGAGGUCAGAGAUUUCGAAGCUCAUAGUUAAAGCCUGUGAAGACUAUGGUUUCUUCAAGGUGAUUAACCAUGGUGUUCACCAGGACAUCAUUGCCAGAAUGGAAGAAGAAAGCUUGAAUUUCUUUUCAAAACCAGUCGCCGAGAAGCAACAAGCUGGCCCUGCUAAUCCUUUUGGCUAUGGUUGUAAGAAUAUCGGCUUUAAUGGUGACAUAGGAGAGGUUGAAUAUCUUCUUCUUCACAACAAUCCUCUCUCCAUUGCUCAAGCAUCCAAGUCCAUUUCCAAUGACCCUACAAAAUUCCGGUCCGCUGUGAGUUGCUACAUAAAAGCUGUUAGGGACUUAGCAUGUGAGAUCUUGGAUCUAAUAGCAGAAGGCUUAUGGGUCCAUGACACGUCAUUGUUUAGUAAUCUCAUCAGAGACGUUGAUAAUGAUUCGCUCUUCAGGAUCAACCACUACCCAUCUCUUGUUCUCUGUAAAGAUAACAUUAGGGACACUAAAAUCGGUUUUGGAGAGCAUUCGGAUCCUCAAAUUCUCACUCUUUUAAGAUCCAACAACGUGGAUGGCUUGCAAAUUUCUCUUUAUGAUGGUGUGUGGAUCCCGGUUUCCCCCGAUCCCACUGCCUUUUGUGUUAAUGUUGGUGACUUGUUACAGGCUAUGACGAAUGGGAGGUUUGUGAGCGUGAGGCACAGAGCACUGAGCAACUCUUAUCAAUCAAGAAUGUCGAUGGCCUUUUUUGGAGCACCGCCACUUCAUGCAAAGAUAAUUACUCCCCCAGAAAUGGUCACACACGGCGAGCCUUCCCUAUAUAAGCCUUUUACUUGGGCUGAAUACAAAAAAACAGCAUUUUCUCUAAGGCUUGGAGAGAGCCGUCUCAAUCUCUUUAGAAAAUCUAGAAAUGAUCUAGAAGAUGCUUGAUGCAUGGAUCUAAGGGUACUGUCAGUUUUUGGCUUUGAAAGGCUUCAAAGUCCACGUUUUCUUGUACCCACCUUGAAGGGGGAAUUUUGGUCAUAAACCUUGACGUAGCUUUUGUCCACAGUGAGUAGUUAAUAUUAGUACUAGUAAAUGGGACCGGGAAUAUGACUUGUACUGUAAUGUUCUACUACUGCAGUUAAAUUAUCAAUGGAAGAUCUUCUAUUAUGUAUACUCUAUAGAAAAAAAA